Sciurus carolinensis (gray squirrel) is the source of this 978-nucleotide messenger RNA. RefSeq names its product CPX chromosome region candidate 1 (gene Cpxcr1). NCBI's taxonomy places the organism in Eukaryota, Metazoa, Chordata, Mammalia, Rodentia, Sciuridae. The coding region runs from base 1 to 978 and encodes 325 amino acids. The transcript has a single exon. The record is from RefSeq and is a predicted model, not a curated record.
AUGGCUUCUCCUACUAAGGAAGGAAGUGAUUCAGCUGACAACACUCUCAAGAUGUCCGAAAAUGAGGCUCCGAAUGACUGUAGUGCAGACAGAGAGCCUUCAUUUGCUGAUCCCAAUGUGAUCUCUCAGGUGGAAUCCAACCUGAUAAACAGGGAGCCAAGCACAUCAACCUCCCAAGAGGAUGCUGUUCUUUCAACAGCAGAAAAUACUGAGCUUAAAGCAGAGAAGAUUCAAAAUGAUUCUCAAAAGGAAGAUGUAUCAGAAAACUCUGUUGUAAUUCAGAUGCCUAUUCCUAGAAAAUUGAUCUUUCUUACAUCAGGAUUAGGGAGAAUUACCUAUCUGAGUAUCCCAGUGCUAAAAACUGAUAAAAGCAGUUCCUUAAGUGAGAGACCAAUAUUCUACCCUGGGAAAGUGGAGAUGAAAAUGAGUGAUUUUUCUCACAGCAUCAUAAAUUGCAAAAUUCCUCUCCAACUUUCAAUUCAAUGGAGAAUACCAUUCAUUAGUAAUCAUGAGAUAAGAGGAAUGAUUCUCCGUCUGCUGUGUGGGAGACAUUUCUCUCAAACUGCAGGUCUUCAAAAUAGCAAGUGGGUGAAACAAAAAUAUAUAGCAUUCCUUCCUCGUCCAAAUGUCCUCACCCAUGGUGAAAGAACCAUAAUAUUUGGAAGGCCUUUGAGGGUGUACUACUAUCGUUCCCUCAUUGAGCGAAUGACAUCUGGAAAAUUUUACAAAUCAGGUGAUACUAAAGGGAGGGAUGGAUUCCAAAUUUUUUUGAGGCCAGGGUUCUAUAUUCCACGAACCCAAAUUCAAAAUACUUCCAACAGAAAAGUUUUUGAAAAUCAUUUGAGAUCUCACCAUAACAUUAGGGUUGUGAUCAUAAGCAUCGAUAAUGGAUGGAAAUACCUGUGUCCCAUCUGUGGGUGUAGUUUCAACAAUUUUAAUGAAUUUAGACAGCAUUCCUGCAGUUUUCCUGGGAACUAA